Loxodonta africana (African savanna elephant) is the source of this 6421-nucleotide messenger RNA. It is a transcript of the gene S100PBP, whose product is annotated as S100P binding protein. NCBI's taxonomy places the organism in Eukaryota, Metazoa, Chordata, Mammalia, Proboscidea, Elephantidae. The record is from RefSeq and is a predicted model, not a curated record. The transcript has 7 exons. Gene Ontology annotation, molecular function: calcium-dependent protein binding. The coding region runs from base 2651 to 3916 and encodes 421 amino acids.
GCUGGGAGGGGGUUGGGGGCGCCUGUUGCUUCUCUGGGGGCGUACGCACGCCUUCCGCCCAGUCGAAGGGUUGGGAGGCUCUCGCCUUACCGGGCAGAGGGCUCGUUCUGGUUCCUGAGGUGAUGGCAGGGGGAGACUGUUCCUGGCCCCCGUCCCUCACGUCGGCGGGUGAUAGAUGCCCCUCACCUUGCUAAGGAAAAGGGAGGCUGUUUGGUCACCUAAAGAGGCGGGGAAUGAUGUCUGUCUUCCCUGCUCAGUGGGGUGGGAUGGGGGGAAUGGAUGUGUAGGUGGGUGAUGCCUCUGCCCCCUGCCCUCCAUGCGGGAAAGAGCGUUGCUAGGGAGAAGAUCGCGGUCUUUCCGCCGCGCCUUGCUGGUGGGGGAGGGAGAGGGUGACCCGCCUCCCUACCCCACCCCCACCCAUACGGGAUAGCGGGGGCUUGCUCCAGCUGUUGGGUGUAGGCAGCGAUCUUCAGGGAGAGGGGUGCACCACCCUGGCCUCCAGAGGGGCCGGUUUCGCUCCUGCUGGGGGAGGGGCAGGGAGAAAGCCCGCGCUUCUCGCGCCUUCAGCGGGAGGCGAGAAUUUCUGGCCUCUGAGAAGGAAAGUGCGAAGGCCCUGCCCCGAGGGCGAGUCGGUGCCGUGGCGCUUCUAAGGGAGCGCAGGGGGAGGCCAGGCAGUAGCCUACGGAGGGUGGAUUUGAGCCGCCCCUCUCCGUGGUCCUCAAGUAGAGGCUUCACCCUCACCAGUUCCUUCAUGGGCAGGAAGGAAGGCCGCUGGCACCGCAGGGUGGGCGCUGGAGAGGGCCAAGAAGUGAUUGAAUUGUCCACUGGCUACCCUAACCUGAUCUCCAAUUUCUUGUGAAUUUGCUAGAGGCUCCAAGCUGUAGCAGACCUGUCUUAGCAAUUAAAAAAAAAAAUCAUUUUAGAAGAAACCUGUUGCUGCCUCAUAGUAACAUCUGGCCUCCAUGCCCACGUGAGAAGAGAGUCCUGGCACCCUGAUCUAGUGAAAUAUUAACUAAAGCAGAGAUUUCCAGUUCUGGAUUGUUUCUUCCAUCCUCCAGUGUUUCCAGUUACCCUAAAGGGAAUCGCAGAAUUCUUACAGAUAAUUUCAGUUCACUUUGAUUUAAAUGUUAUGCCCGUUUUGUGUAACGAUUGCAAAGCUUACCAAGUGCCUUUUGUGCUAUGCCCAGAGCGUGCUGUGCUUUUCACAUUUAUCGUGGGUAGGAAAGGUUGGAAAUCAAAGGCCAAUGGGGAAGUCUUGUCCAUUGGAAAUAAUCCUUUUCCUAGGCCAUAGCUGUGAGGCCCAGCUUGGCAAGGGUCUUGGUUUUAGAUCCUUGAAAGAGGAAUGUGGGUUUGUGUUUGAUGUUGCAGUUUUAGUGGCCUGAUGAAAAUAAGGCUUUGUGCUCUAAGGCAUUAGGUUUUCUGAGGUAAGAUAAAAAUAGAAAGGGAACCAGUUUCUGAGGUUGCAAACAGGAGGGUAGAGAACAGGGCGUGGGGGUGGUAUGCUGAAGCGUGAAGAAGGGGGUGGACAGGUGAGGGAGAUGUGGAAGGACAGAAUAGGGUCACAGAAGGGAUGGGGAGCAGAGAAAUUGGGAGAUGGGAAAAUAUUCUUCCCUUAAAAAUACAGGGGUCCCCCAUAUUUUAAGUGGCAGUUACAAAGCAAGCAGAUGAUGGUGGAAUGGCUAACAGAAGUACUAAGGCUGUCUUGUGGAACUAUAGAACUUCAGUAUUGCUUGUUUUCUCCCUCGCAAAUUCAUUAAAUAUCAACUUUUAUUAAUAUAAGGCUUUUAGUUUUAGAGUACUUUCAUAAAUAUCCUGUUGUUUAAUCCUCAUGAUAAUCUUUGAAGUUAACAGUGAAUAUUUAUUCCCUUUUUGGGUGUUGAGAGAUUUCAAGGGAAUUGCUGAAGUCUGAAUUUUAGUCAGGUGCCUCUAUACAGUGACCAUUACUUUGCAAAGUUUGCUUGAUACUUCAGAUGUUCGUUCAUUCUGGUCUUUAGUGACAGUGUGGUUGAACUCGGGAUUAAACUUGAAGAGAAUAAAUAGAUCAUACUGGGUAAUUUCUAAACAAGCAGGGCUUGGGAGAAGUUCCCUCCCAGUUUAGCACUCUUUUCUCCCAUUCCUGUGCUUCUCUUAAGACUGUAGAGUUGUGAGGUGAUGAGGGUGUGAUGAAGUAAUAACUAGAGCUACUGCUUAAGGUUGUGCCUCUAGUGUGCUAAGUGCUGUAUGUUUGUGAUCUUAUUUACUUCUUGCAGGUAGGUACUGCAAUAGUUCUGAUGUUUGAGACUUCAGAAUGUAACCAUGUGUCUUUCCACUGACUUCUUUAAUUAAAAAGUUUUUUAUUAAAUAUGCCAAGUAUAUUAAAAAAAUAGGAAGUAACAUAAUAAUGAGCACUGUUGUAACCACCACCCAGCUUUAUCUUACAUUGUCACAUUUGUUUCAGAUCUUAUUAUUUUUUUUAAGAAGUAAAACAUUACUGAUAGAUUUGAAGCUCCCCAUGCCUCCUUGCCAUACCUCUCCCUUCUCCACCACCAGAGGAAGGUGGGAGUCGAUCAUUUUGACAAGUCUCCUGAAAGGAACAGCUAGCAGGAGCUGAAACCUUUUUCCAUUUGGUCUCGUGGCAAAUGCAGAGAUCGCUUCAACAGAUCCACACAAUAUGACGUGCUCACUAGUGUCCUCUGAACAGUCUUCUGGUACCUCUCUCUUGCCUAAAGACAGUGUCCCAUUUUCUUGGAGUUCCAUGGAUGAGGAUGAAUUGGAUGACUCCUUGCUGGAACUGUCUGAUGGAGAAGAAGAUGAUGGACAUUUCAGUUUCACAGAGGAAGAGAUUGAGAUGCUCUUGCAGGAUGAUGACCUAUCAGAUGAACAGUCUUCUGGGAGAAGAGAUUUACUUAAAGAUGACAGCGGACAUAUUGAGAAGGGAGAGAGAGAGAGUCAAAUUCUGCUUGAUGCCCCGCAAGAGAAAAAUUCAUUGUACAGCUUGGGACCAGUAGCUGAGACCCCUGGCCUCUUCAAACUACCUCAACUGAGUACAUCGAUUGGUCAUGGAUCAACUCCUACUAAACCAUUAAACAGACGCUUUGCACUAGAAAAGAAUGUUAUAAAAAUAACUGUUGCACCAUUUGAUCCAACAGUUUAUGAUGCUGUGCUUGACAAGGACAAGACUGAUUCAUCCAAAGAUAUUAAAAAACCUUCCUCCCUUGGGGAGGAAUUGAGAGAAGAUGGUCUUAACACAAAUGAAAGCAAACUUUGCACUGAAUCUGAAGUGAUCAGCCCCACUAACUCUGCCUGGGAUGGGCACACAUUUCCUUCUCCUUCAAAUAAUAACUUCCAAGAAACUGUCUCUGAUAAAAAUAUGCCUGACAGUAAGAAACCUACACCUGUCUUCUCUCAGGUCUUGGACCAUUCAGAGAGUUCUUCUUAUAUGGGGUCAUCCUACAGAAAUGGUGGAUCACAUAAAUCAAGUUGUGAAGUGAGGUUUCCGGUUGUUUCCAGUAAACAGCAUGUUCUUGACAAGGAUUCUGGGAAGAUGAAAGUCCAUGAGAGAAGACUAGGAAAAGUCAUUCCCGUCCUGCAGAGUAAAACCAGGACUAAUGUUCCGAUGUGUUCACAAUCAGAUCUUGAACAGCAGAAGGAAAUUUAUCUCAGAAGUGUCAUUGCUCAUAUAGAAGACCCUGUGGACCCUAACCAAGGUGCCUUGGGGGAGCUACAUGCCUUGAUGGACCAAGUGCAUCACACGCAGAACCAAAAAUGGCAGCAUCCUUCCGACCUCACCAUGCGAAACUACGCCCGGUUCCGACAGAAAUCUCUGCAAAGAUACAGUCUGACUCAGUGGGUUGACAGGAACAUGGGAAGCCAUCAUCGGUUCCAGCAUCUCCCAGAUUUCCCAAACAGUCCCUUUGUCUCAUCCCAUCAGCAGUGAAGGUCCCUCCCCAGGGUCCUUUCCAGAGCAGCAUCUCAUUUUCUUUUGUGCUUUGUAGAUUUUGAAUUUUAUUUUUCACAAGAUUCUUAUUUAAAGAACUUUCUACCUUUUGGACAUAAUUGCUGACUUGAAUUUUGUUUGUAUGCAGUCCCUCCUGUUUUAUGUUUUUUUAAGCAGUGUUCAUAUAGUUUUUAUUUUUUAUUUAAAUAGAAGAUGGCUGCCUCAUGAAAGCCAGCAUUAAGCCAAAACACUUGGGCUGAAGUAAAACACCCACCUCUGUGCAGAUGUGAAGCCUACUCUGGUGCCAAAAGAAGUCAUCAUUCAGUCUCCUGCAAGGAAGAGAUUAUUUAUUAGGCCACAAGCUCGUGUUAACUAUAGCUGAUGAUUUGUGAACUAACAGGUCACUUUUAACGACCGCUCUUACUUUUUCAUUUGAAUCUCUGAAUGCCUGUCGGUAUUUUAAAGUAGGCUGGAGUAGGACAAAAAGUCUGUUGAGAGAACAAAUUAAAAGUAUAAAUCCUUUCCUCUCCUUUCUGUACUUACUUACUGCCUUUAUUUUGUGACUUUUUUUCAUUCUUCAUUAAACUUAUUUUGCACAAUAGUGUUUACAAAUCUUACACAUCUUAACUAUGACAGAAAACUGCUGACUAACCCUUGUUGAUUGCCUUGUGGUCUUGUGAUUCAGCUCAUCUCUUCUGCCCUUCUUAAAGGAUUUUCCUUUUCCCCUGUGACAACCCAACUCCUGUAUGCUGUUAGACAUGGAAUGCCUCUUCAGAACAGUCAGCCUCCCUGCUUUCUUUAUUAAAGAGCUGCCCCUCCCCCCGCCAGGCCCCAGACUCUUGACUCUAGGACAGGCCAAGAAAGCCAGUGCCAGUGAGCUGUCAGUUGGUCUUCAGUUUGCUCUGCUGAACCCCAGCUUCAAGUUUAGCUUGAUGGAUUAGUCAGUGAGAGACACUGGAGGGGCACUCUUUUGUCUCCAUUGUUCAUUAACAAGAGGUGCCUUUAGACCUUGGGCAUUAUCAUCUCAUUUGGUCAAGUCCUUGAUGCAGUUUCACUUCACUGCUAAAGUAGGUCUGAUAGAGUUGUAAUGAAGCCUCUGCACAAAAGCGUGACUUGAUCUUAAGGUUUGGUAUUCUAACCGAAGUUGACAGUCUUUGUGCAGCCAUCUUAAUGGGUGUCUUAAGAGCUUGUUAUUCUCUCGUUACAGAAAGCUCUAGACUUCUUUUUGGGAAGCUUUGCAGUCUGGCAUUCGUGCUGUUGUUGUUCACUCUGUGAAGGUUGUACAUAGUUGCUGUAGCGCACAUUCUGAUGUUGGACUAGUUGCCUUUGUCUGGUUCUGUUGUCUUAUCAACUCCUUCUUUCUUUGUAUGUAAGUAACCCACCUAAAACUUCCUGCCCUAUUUGGGAAACGGUUGGUCGUUCAGGCCUCCAAUAAAACUUGGAUGACUGUCCCUAAGAAGUGUUUACUGUUUUUAUCCAAUUGAGGAUUCUCUUUUCUUUGGACAUUUGGUUUGGAUUCUGGGACCAAAACGUAAAGGAAAAGUUACAUUCAGGCAGGGGCAGGAGUCAAAAUCUAUUAUUUCAAUUGGUAUUUACAGUGUCAGUCAGCCAUAAAUUAGUCUGAUGGAGUGAGACAUCCCAAACCUCCACCUUUGGAACCACAGCUUAAUUAAAAGUAGCUGGAAUAGCUAGCAUUGCAGCUGUCUGGUUGUCUAUUUCUUAGUCUGAGGAGAUGCCCUCAGAUAACUCAAGGAGUGAAGGGACAGCAGUUUGCUUCAGUAGAAGUCCAAGGCUCACAUUCCGGCCCUCCUGGUACAGGAUGGUUUAAGACUGAAUGUGUAAUGGGAGCUUCGCCUUUGCCAAAUCCAAUGAGUGACGGGUUAACUAGAAAAUGUGACAAUCACAUUUCCUCUCUGCUCAAAUAAUUCUGUUUUUCCAAAGCUUUAGCAGCUUAAUUAAAUCUGUUGGACUGGGGGAGGAGAGAACUGUUCUCUAGCGGUUAACAUGGUAUUCUUUAAGAAGAAAAACAAACCCAAAGAAAUCUCGUUAUCUGGCAUGUUCACAUUAAAGAUGGAAGUGGGUAGAAUCUGGAGUUUUAAUCUCUUUUCAGAGCUGUAUAUCUCUUGUGUUUGGUGUUGGCCUCUAAGGCUAGUAUUCAGGUGGAAUUCUUACUGUGUUUUUUUUUUUUUUAAAUAGGGGUUAUUAUAGGCAUUUAACUGCCUAGCUUUCUUCAUCCAUGAAGACGCUCACCACAGGGGUCUUGACAAAGCAGAGUAAAAAUGUGCUGUUUACAUAGCUUACUUUUAAGUGAGGAGCCUGAAAUAACCUGUAGCUCUGCAUCUAAGGCAGGCCCUGAUUUACUUGAGUUGUUGUCAGGAUCAAUUAUGAAACUGAAGUUUGGUGCCUCCUCUUUAUCAUGUGUUUUCCCCCUCCCCCCCUUGUAGCAGUUGUGUUUAAUGUCAUUAAAAGAAAUAAAAGUUCUUGUCAGUGAUAUAUGUACUGUGG